Molecule: messenger RNA, 2019 nt
Organism: Macadamia integrifolia
Lineage: Eukaryota; Viridiplantae; Streptophyta; Magnoliopsida; Proteales; Proteaceae
Product: scopoletin glucosyltransferase-like
Exons: 1
Coding region: 513-1955 (480 amino acids)
Molecular function (GO): UDP-glycosyltransferase activity
Source: RefSeq, a predicted model, not a curated record
AUUGGAUUUUUCUCCCUAAGAAAAGCAAAAAGAGCAUAAUUCUAAAUAAGUGACAAUAUGAGCCACCAAAACUAGAGGUGAGGUGCGGUCGCUGGUCAAAUGUUUAGGGUACUACGACCACAAAGUACAGUCGUCGUGGAUAAAACCAUAAGACAAGCCAUGAAUGACGCAUGUGCUUAUGUAAUUAUUUCGCAUUCAACUUUAAAGAACAUGUGGAAGAUUCCCUAGUCUUAAUGAAGAUAAACCUAAAGAGCUGUUUGCAUCAACGAAAGGAGACUGACUUCUAGAGAGAGAAGAUUCCAAAGGAAGAAUAGAAAUGAAAUACCAACUCCCUUUCAUUGUGGUAGCCAGGUUAGUUUCUUCUACCUCCAAUCAGAAACCUCACUUCCUUGCUCCGUUUUUUAUAUAUAGUUGUGAACCUGACAUUGGGUUGAAGCAGUUAUAGGAACGUAGUUCAGAAAGACACCAGUUCUCCACUUCUUUCUUAAAGUAUCUAGCUAAACUAGUCGCCAAUGGGUUCUGAACCACAUCAGCUUCAUGCCUUCUUCUUCCCCCUCAUGGCUCAAGGCCAUUUGCUCCCAAUCAUAGACAUGGCCAGGCUAUUCGCUAGCCGUGGCAUUAAGGUGACCAUAAUUACUACUCCCCUCAACGCACCCCUCUUCUCCAACACCAUCGAACGUGAUAACCAGUUGGGUCUAGACAUCUCUGUUCAGCUCAUUCCAUUCCCUUCAGAAGAGGUCGGUUUACCCCAAGGCUGCGAGAACUUAAGUUCCUUGGAUAAUUUCUCUGACAUGGCUCCCAAAUUCUUCAAGGCUCUAGACUUGCUCCAAAAACCCUUAGAGGAACUUCUUCAAACACAUAGCCCUCAUUGCCUCGUUGCUGAUAUGUUCUUCCCCUGGGCUACAGACAUCGCUGCCAAGCUUGGGAUACCCAGACUCAUCUUUCAUGGUACCAGUUUCUUCUCUCUCUGCCUCUUGGACUACUUGAGACGAUAUCCACCUCAUGAGAACAUUGAAACCUUCACUGUGGUAGGUCUUCCUGACCAGAUAGAGCUGAGGAGGUACCAGUUGCCAGACCUCUCAAAAACAUCAAGUGAGCUAGCCAAUUUGCUUCAACGCGCCAGAGAAUCAGAGGAAAAGACCUAUGGAGUAUUAGUGAACAGCUUCUAUGAGUUGGAGCCUGGUUAUGCGGAUUACUACAGGAAUGUCAUAGGAAGGAAGGCAUGGCACAUAGGCCCUGUUUCACUCCGCAACAGGGACAUUGUAGAUAAAGCUCAGAGGGGUAACAAAGCUUCCAUUGUCAAUCACGCGUGCCUUAGUUGGCUCGAUUCAAAGAAACCAAAUUCGGUGCUCUACUUGAGCUUCGGUAGCGUUGCCAGUUUCACUGCUUCUCAGCUGUUUGAGAUUGCUAUUGGCCUUGAGUCUUCUGGGUACUCAUUCAUUUGGGUUGUGAAAUCGAACGAUGAGAUUGAGCAGAGGUGGAUGUCAGAUGGGUUUGAAGAGAGGAUUAAAGGGAGAGGUCUGUUAAUAAGGGAUUGGGCACCUCAGGUUUUGAUCCUGGAUCAUCCGGCCGUGGGAGGGUUCAUGACCCAUUGUGGAUGGAACUCGACGCUUGAAAGCGUGAGUGCAGGGGUGCCCAUGAUCACUUGGCCUUUAUUUGCAGAGCAGUUCUAUAAUGAGAAGCUGGUAACCCAAGUGCUGAGGGUAGGAGUGAGUGCAGGGGUUAAUGAAUGGAGUGGAUUUGUGGGAGGGGAAAAGGCAAUAGUGAAGAGAGAGGACAUAGAGAAGGCUGUGGAGCAGUUGAUGGGUGGUGGAGAAGAAGCAGAGCGAAUGAGGACUCGAGCUAUGGAGCUCAAAGAGAUGGCGAGAAGAGCUGUUGAAGAAGGUGGGUCCUCUUAUAACGACUUGACAGCUUUGAUUGAGGAGAUAAAGUUGCAUCCACGGCCGGCAGUCUAGAAUCUAGAUUAAAUUCCACUUGUAUGGAUUUAAAUAGUUCUAAUUCCUUUCGUAUGGAUUUAAA